Molecule: messenger RNA, 1843 nt
Organism: Camelina sativa (false flax)
Lineage: Eukaryota; Viridiplantae; Streptophyta; Magnoliopsida; Brassicales; Brassicaceae
Source: RefSeq, a predicted model, not a curated record
UCUAGUUUACACGUCUCUCUCUCACCUCUCAAGUAGAGUCAAGAGUCAACCUUCACCUUCAUAUCAAGAGUAAAGUGAAGGGAACAUAACUCACGUACGGUUCAACUAAUCCUUCCCUCACGGCUCACAGUAAGAUUUAUUCUUAAUUUUUCCCUGAAUCUAGGAAAUCAUGGCAGAUAAGACUGGAAAAUUUUCAGCCUCUUCUUCUUCUCAGCCUCAGUGUGUAUUACAAUCCAUAUCAACUCCUUUCCCACGUCCUUCACUAGCAGAGUAUGAAAAUAAUAUCUUACAUUAUAUCAAUUCGAAGGUAGAUGUAGACACAGUUAGACGCAAGAAACCAGUGCUUCUCUUGGAAUCAGCUGGUAAGGAAUCUUGUUGCGUCUUCAGAGUCCCUCAAAGCUUCGCAGAAAUGAAUCCUGAAGCCUAUAAGCCCAAAGUUGUUUCCAUUGGUCCUUACCAUUACGGAGAAAAGCACCUCGAGAUGAUUCAACAGCACAAGCUUCGAUUUCUCCACCUUUUCUUAGACAAGGCAAGAAAGAAUGGAGUAGAUAUAAAUGUCUUGUUUAAGGCUGUAAUUCAUUUGGAAGAAGAGAUAAGGAUAUCGUACUCUGAGCAUCUUUGUGAAACAUCAGAGGAGCUAGCGUAUAUGAUGAUUCUAGAUGGCUGCUUCAUUCUCAUUUUGUUACUUAUCGUGUCAAGACACAUUGAACUGGAUGAUAGUGAUGAUCCAAUCUUCACGAUCCCCUGGAUUCUCCCGUCUAUCGGGAGUGAUCUUCUCCUCUUGGAAAACCAGGUCCCUUACUUUGUUCUUCGAACUUUAUUUGUAGAAUCCGAGAUUGGUCUCUCUGGUGACAUAAACAGGAUGGCGUUUAGCUUCUUCAACCUCUCAAUGGAUAAACCAGAAAGGUAUUGGGUGAAGCACAGAAACCUCAAGGCAACCCAUCUUCUUGACCUCAUGCGUAUGAGCUUCAUACCUAACAUGGGAUCUAUGGAUGAAGAGGAAGAUUAUCAACUCAUUAAGGGUGAAUCUGGAAAGAAAUCAUCCUUAGACUGUACACUGAUUCUGUCGGCUACAAGACUUUCUCUCCAAGGGAUAGAUUUCAGGUUAAGGAGUGAUGCAGAUUCGAUGAUAGAUAUAAGACUAAAGAAGAACAAGCUUCAAAUACCACUGUUAAGAUUGGAUGCGUUCAUUAGCUCAGUCUUGCUCAACUGCGUGGCCUUUGAACAAUUUUACACCAAGAGUAGGAAUGACAUAACAAGCUAUGUAGUUUUCAUGGGAUGCCUUCUAAACGGCGAGAAAGAUGCCACAUUCUUGACCGACGACAACAGGAUCUUAGAGAAUUACUUUGGCAGCGAGAUUGAGGUAUCACAGUUCUUCAAAACUAUAUGUAAAGAUGUUGUGUUUGACAUAAAUAGAAGUUAUCUACGGAAUGUGUUUGCGGAAGUUAACAAGAUUAACACCUCAAUAUGGUACUCAGAGUAUCGAGGUUAUCUACGGUCACCAUGGAAGGUUAUGUCAUUUUCUUUUAGUUUUAUUUCUUCCGUGCUCCAGACCAUUGCUGCCAUUGUCUACUACCUUAACGACAGUAACAUUAACAGCCAAACCCAAUGAUGGAAACCCAGCUACUCUUUUGUGACGUCCAGAGGCAAACCAAACAUGCUCGAGCUUACAACGGAUAGUCAUUGUUACAUUUGUUUUCAGUUGUGUAUAUUCUAUUUGAUUUAUGUUGUGUUAUUACGACCUACAAUUUGGUUUUAUUGUGUAUAUUUUAUUUGAUUUAUGUUAAUGUUAUUGCUACCUACAAUUUGGUUUGAUUGUGUAAAGUAUCUAUCUAUAUUAACA